UUUUGCAUCACUGUCCCUAAUUCUUGGUGGUCGGGUGAAAACGGAAAACGUUGAUAUAGAAGAACGGUCGGUCGUGGCAGUGUGUGGGUCGGACUAUUCUCGGAUAUGUCAGAAGUUGUGACAAUUCUCCAGCGAGCAACACUACGCAACGCCAAAUACGCACAAUUGAGUCAUUUUAUUGUUUGGAGAAUGAGCUUGUAAUUAAAAACAAUAAUUGGAAGAGGGCAAUCGAGGUUUGUUGGUGGAUUGUGAAGAUAAUCGAUAAUUAAAGAUAAUAAGCUACAUUUAAAGACGAAAAUGGCCGUAGAAGUUUUUCACGGUUCGUGGCAGAUUGUGGAGAUUGUCAAUAUUUCCAACUUCAGAAAUAAUGUACCAACUGCUGCUCACGGUGCUGUAUUCGUUUUGAAAGAAAAUGGGGAUAUCGAUUGGAUACUUGGGCCUGAUAUCGAUAGAGCAUUUCCACUCUUUCAAUGCAACUGCUAUGAGGUGGUUCAUACCUUCGUGGGGGUGUGUAUUCAACUGGGCGCUUUGUCCGGACAUGUGUUUGAGUUUUGGGUAGACAGACCUGUCCCACGGGAUAUGAUGCUGUUGACCUUUGAGGGGUGGUGCAUGCUCCAAUGUCAUCAAAUACCGACGAACAAACCCCCCUUGGAUUUCCCAUUCUCACUACUGCCAGCGCUGACGGAUUCGUACUUUUCGGAUAUGAUCCUGCCUCUGAAGAAGGUGGCUGAGUCGGAAGACACUGUGAAAGCAGCGACGAAAGACGCAGUACCAACAGAAUCACUGGAUGUCUUUGCAUACGCAAGAGAGUUUAAGGUGCAUUCGUUAAUAAUGGAGUUUACCGAUUGUGAUCUCAAACUGAUAUCUCAGUUGUCACCCGAUGUACUCGAAGUAGUUCUGCACUAUCUCUAUUCUCAGAGUCUGCCUUUAUCCCUCUCGGAAGAUUUGGCUCGUCGGUGCAUAAAUCAAGUCCCAAAGACUAUGACGGCUUUUGUUACAUUAUGUGAAGAUUACAUUCGCAGAAUCGUCAUUAAAAAUAAAAUUGUGAAACUGGUCAAUGAAGUCCAUGCUCGUGCAGAAGCCAUGGCAGUCGCUUUUCAAGAUCACUCAGUGAUUUCAAAAACCAGAUUUGGUCAUGUGACGAAAGAAGCUUUACGUGAUGGUGGGGUAGCCUUUCUGAAAUUAGUGGAAUUGUGUGUCGUCUAUGGGGAGGAGUCACCAUCCCUGGAUAGGAAUGAAAGCGUUGAAAUCCUCCGCUAUGCCAAAACGAGACUACCCAUAUUUCUGAACCAGUUUGUUGCACUGUUGCGAAAUAUCAAAAAUGAUUUCUCAACGGUUAAGACAGCAGAUAGGAACGAUAUCGCGGCUCACGUCGCACCGCAGAUUGAAACUUUGUUGGAAGCACUCUCAAGCUUAUUUCAAGAAGGCAGAUUGGCGUGUACCAAUAUUUGGUCAAAGUGGUCAACCAGUGGAAGUAAUAAGACGACAUCCACUCCCACGCCAGAAACGCCGGCGAGUACCACAGCAGGAAUCGAUAGUCUUUCGGAAGCUUUAUUCGCCAUCUUCAGAAAAAGAGAAGUCAUAAAACUACAUCAGUUGCAGGCACAAUUAUCUGCGAUGCAUCUGUAUCUUCACCAGAAGCAGGAAAACUUUGAAGAAAUGAGUACUGAAGUGAAAGUACGAUGUGUUUCAAGAAAUUUGGAACAACUCAUUGAAGAGCUGCCCGUUUUUUUGCUUCGUCUGGAAGAAAUAAUGAUGGCGUUUGAUGAUCGAUUUCAAUGGAAGGAUUUCAAAUUCUGUUUGCAACUCGCAAUUUCUCAAGUCUGUCAAACUGUGCAGCAUCUCAGGAAGGAGAAGGAUGAACUAAAGAAAUUCCUAAUGUCCUUGUCCGAGCUAGUGCACAGAGAUGAAUUUCAUCAAAGUUUGGUUAAUCUCGGCCUAAUAGAAGUUCAACAGGGAGACGAGUCGUCAUCUUGUUCCUCUGCUAUGACUAAUAAUAGUGAUAACCUAGCAUCAGGCCAGAACGUGAACGCUGGAAUGGAAGCAAUUUCUAAACCUGUCACUUCAGCGAAGCCUUUAACUACAAGUGCGGAUUUUACUAGUAAACCAAACUGUGGGUUCUCUGCCAUAUUUCCCACACGUGAUCUAAACCUCUUUGAAAACCUGUGUACUCCUCAGGUUUCAAGAAACAGUUUCCUAGCCAAGAGUGCAAAAAUUUUGUUUGAGUCGAAAAUUGGUUCUGACAUGGUUUUUGAAAUCGUGCAAGAUGGUGAGCCAGUAGAAAUUCCAGCGCAUCGGACAAUAGUAGCUGCACGGUGUGACUGGAUUCGACGAGCAUUAUUAUCAGGAAUGAAAGAGUCUAUACAAAAGAGAAUUAUUAUCCACGAUUGUUCAGUUUCUGUAUUUCAACUUUUCUUGUGUUUCAUCUACACUGGACAAAUGACGACAGAUGUAACAUUAGAAACUCUAUCUGAAUUAAUUGCAUUGGCAGAUCGGUAUGAGAUGGAUAUUUUGAAGCUAUAUUGCGAACAAGAAUUGACCGUCCGACAUUUGGAUGAGGCUUCUGUAAUUUUCCUGCUCAGCAUGGCCGAUCAGUACAAUGCUCGAACUCUCCGGAGUUCAUCAAUCGAAUACAUCACUGCCAAUCCUGGAAUAAUGGGAAAAGAAAUGUUUGAGGAACUCAGCCCAGAAUUGCAAAUGGAAGUUUAUGACAUUACAAUGUGGUCAAAACCAAAGAAAGUGUAUUCCAUUCCUGAAGAACUUUUCAAUUGUCCUCGCUACUUGCUUGUACCCGAUUCACCCUCAGAUGACGAUUCUUCUCCAGGGUCACCACCACCACCAAGUGCACCAACCAUUUGAAUAUCAUCCUUCGUAUUCGUGAUAAUGCAGAUUACAGAUUUUUUUGUUAAUCGCUCAUAUAUUUAUUACUGCUUUUAAUAGAAGUAAUGUUAACAAGGAA
Messenger RNA from Folsomia candida, 2959 nucleotides. RefSeq lists its product as uncharacterized. Gene Ontology annotation, molecular function: ubiquitin protein ligase binding. Gene Ontology annotation, biological process: regulation of proteolysis; proteasome-mediated ubiquitin-dependent protein catabolic process. Lineage: Eukaryota; Metazoa; Arthropoda; Collembola; Entomobryomorpha; Isotomidae. The record is from RefSeq and is a predicted model, not a curated record. The coding region runs from base 298 to 2859 and encodes 853 amino acids. The transcript has 16 exons. Gene Ontology annotation, cellular component: cytoplasm.